GUGGUCGAGGUUUGUUCUAGAUUAAAUAUCAAUCUCUUUUGUGGUUUGUGGGAAAGACAUUCACUUUUCUAUUUCUCUCAUUCAUUUUCUUCUAUUUCGUUCUCUUACACUUCAACUUCUUCACAGUACUUUGUGCUGCCUCUAAAUAUUUUCUUAAUUAAGAGAUCUUAUACUUUCUUUGUUUCCACAACCAUUCUCUAUCAAGUUCUCUAUCACCGAAGAUCAAAAUCUCAAUUUAUUGUCUCACACAUUCAGGUAGCCAUGGCAGGGCUGAUGGUUGCAGGAGCAUUUCUUACACCUGUCAUCCAAGUUAUUGUUGAGAGGGUUGCCUCAGGAGAUUACAAAGACAUCUUCAAGAAACGAAUGGUGAAUAAACUCGAAAUCACUUUGAAUUCUAUCAAUCAAGUGUUGGAUGAUGGAGAGACAAAGCAGUACCAGAAUCCAAAUGUCAGGAUUUGGCUUGAUGAUAUAAAACAUGAGGUAUGUGAAGUAGAACAGCUGUUGGAUGAGAUUGCUACAAGUGCACAACGAAAGAGCAAGGUUAAACACUUCUUUUCAUCUCUGACUAAUCAGUUUGAAUCUAGGAUGAAAGACUCGCUAGAUAAGCUAGAACAUCUUUUAAAGCAAAAUGAUGUGUUGGGAUUGAAAGAAGGAACAUCUGCUCGUAAUGGACUUGAAGUCGGUCCAGAAUCUUCAAAAAGAGUGCCAACGACGUCUUUGGUGGAUGAAUCUAGAAUACUUGGUAGGAAUGAUGAUAAAGAGGAAAUUAUUGAUUUCUUACUUUUAGACAAUGGUAGUAGUUGCAACCAUGCACCAAUAAUCAGCAUAGUUGGUCUUGGUGGGAUGGGUAAGACCACCCUUGCUCGGCUCGUCUACAAUGACGACAAGGUGCAAAGCAACUUUGAACUUAAAGCUUGGAUCUAUAUUUCAAAUCCAUUUGAUAUUUUUGGGCUCACUAAAGAAAUUCUCGAGCAAUUUAAAUCUCCAACAGAUAGUGAAAGCUUGGAAAUACUCCAACAUCAAUUGCAACAGAAAGUAAUGGGAAAGAAAUAUUUGCUUGUUCUAGAUGAUAUUUGGAAAGCUAAUGAGAAAAGUUGGGAGCAGUUACUAAUUCCCUUUAAUAAAGGAUCUCCUGGAAGUAAGAUGAUCGUGACAACACGAAGUAAGGAUGAUGCAUCAGCCAUGGAAUCUGCAAAGUUAGUUGAAUUAGAACAACUGGAGGAGAGUGAUUGUUGGAGUUUAUUUGUGACACAUGCUUUUCACGACAGAAACGCGAGUGAUUAUCCAGAUCUUGAACCAAUUGGAAAGAUGAUUGUAGACAAGUGUGGAGGGUUGCCAUUAGCUGUUAAAACAAUGGGGAACCUCUUGAGAAAAAAAUUCUCUAAAAGUGAAUGGGAGAAAAUAUUGAAGACUGAUAUGUGGCGUUUAUCAGAGAGAGACAGCAACAUAAAUCCAGUAUUGAGACUGAGUUACCAUAAUCUUCCUUCAAAUUCGAAGCGUUGUUUUGCAUAUUGUUCCAUAUUUCCCAAGGGUUAUGAGUUUGACAAGAAUAAGUUAAUCAAAAUGUGGAUGGCAAAUGGUUUGCUGAAUUCCUACAAAAGUAACAAAAGUAAAGAAGAGUUGGGUAGUGGGUUAUUUGAUGAUCUUGAGUCAAUUUCAUUUUUCCAAGAAUCACUAUAUGUACCUGGACUUUUUGUCAUGCAUGAUCUUGUCAAUGACUUGGCAAAGUCAGAGUCUAGAGAAUUUUGCUUACAAGUGAAUGGUGAUACGGGGCAAGAUAUAUCUGAAAGGACACGCCACAUUUGGUGUUCUCUUGAUUUGAAAGCCGGCGAUGGGAUAUUAAAGCACAUUUAUAGAGCUAAGGGAUUACACAGCUUGUUGGUAGAAUCACCAACGUAUGGUGGCGAAUGCUUCAUGAUAAGCAACAAUAUGCAAUGUGAUAUGUUUUCAAAAUUAAAAUAUUUGCGGAUGUUAUCAUUUAGUGAUUACGGAACUCCAUACGGAGAGCUAGAACUAGCAGAUGAGAUAGGCAAUUUAAAUCUUUUGCGCUAUCUAGACCUGACUUGGACAGAUAUUAAAAGGUUACCCGACUCUAUCUGUAAGCUUUAUAACUUAGAGAGACUGGAAUUGAAAAACUGUGAUAAUUUGACUGAAUUGCCUUUAGACUUUUACAAACUUGACGGUUUACGCCAUCUUAAUCUGGAAGGAACUGCAAUAAAGAAGAUGCCAAAGCAGAUAAGGAAACUUAACCAUCUACAAACGCUGACUAAUUUUGUUGUGGGAGAGUCGAGUGGGUCUGAUAUUGAGGAGUUAGAAAGUCUCAAUCUUCUUCAAGGAAAAAUUAGUCUUUCAGGAUUGAACAAUGUCACUGAUCCAACACAUGCCGUAAAGAGCCGUUUGCAAGAUAAGAAGUUUUUAGAAAAAAUACAUAUGAUAUUUGAUGGUUCAAUAGUGGAAAGCAAUGUGUCUGUCUUGGAUGCCCUUCAACCAAAUAUCAAUCUGAAGAGGCUCACCAUUAAGAACUACAAUGGCAAUAUGUUUCCAACUUGGAUAAGGGGGUGUGAUUUACCCAAUUUAAUAUCUCUUAAACUGAAGAACUGUAAUGGAAUAAAGAUCUUUGGCAAUAACUCAACAAAUGUUCCAUUCAAGUUCCUUGAAGUUUUGGAAUUUGACUGUUUGUCUGAAUGGGAGGAAUGGGUAUGUAUUGAAGGGUUUCCUCGGCUUAAAGAGAUUUCUAUAAAUGAUUGUCCCAAAUUGAAAAGGGUAUCACUGCCUCAACAUCUUCCUUUAUUACAGAAAUUGUUUAUAGGUGGGUGCAAAAUGGUGGACGUGUCAAUUCUCAAUUAUGAUAAAAUCAUAGUGUUGGAUCUACGGAAAUAUGAGCGGAUUAUGAUAAAUGAGUUGUCAUCAAGCUUGAAAAGGUUUGUCCUUAGUGAAAAUCAGUAUGUUGAGUUCUCCAUGGAUCAUUUAAUCAACAAUCCCUUUCUGGGAGUGUUGUGGUUGGAUUUUAAAGACUUGGUAGAAUGUCCCUCGUUAGAUUUGUGUUAUAAUUCUCUUUGGCAACUUUCAAUAAGAGGAUGGCAGUCCCCCUCGUUGCCUAUUUCACUACACUUGUUCACCCAUCUAAGUUCUCUAAAGUUGCUGGAUUGUCCAAGGCUGGAGUCUUUUCUUAUUGGAGGUUUGGCUUCCGAGUUGUGGUCCCUUGAUAUAUUCAAUUGCCCAAAAUUAAUUGCUUCCAGAGUGGAGUGGGGUUUAUUCCAACUCAAUUCUCUAUAUUUUUUCACUGUUAGUGAUGAUUUUGAAAACGUGGAGUCCUUCCCCGAGCAGAAUCUACUGCCACCAACUCUAAAGUUUCUUAAAUUGGAUAAAUGUUCAAAGCUAAGAAUAUUGAACUACAAGGGAUUUCUCCACCUCAAAUCUCUUGGUAAUAUAUGGAUUUGCAACUGCCCUAGCCUUGAGAGUUUGCCGGAGGAGGGUCUACCCAACUCCCUUUCUUGUUUGUUCAUUGAAAACUGUCCAUUACUUUCAGAGAAGUACAAAAAGGAGGGAGGAGAGCGUUGGCAUACAAUUAGUCAUAUCCCUACUGUGCGGAUUGACGGUAUUCAUCAGCAUUAGAUUGAGCGGUAGAAAUGAGAUGUUUGUCACAGUGACGUGAUCCUCAAAGAUAUUGCCGACCGAGACAUUCCAUUGCCAUCAACAUCAAAACUAUGGAUUUGAAGUAUUUUCUAUUAUUUUUGUGGUUAAGAAGAGUCUGUAAUCAUUCUUAAAAAAAUAUAAGACUUUGUAUUUCCAUUUCUUAAGUGUACACUUUCCUUUGUUUUGUAAUGUGUCUUGUGCCUGUCUCCAAACAUUGAGACUUGAGAAAAGCAACAAGACUGGCUAGAGUGAUUUUCUUAUUCUGUUAUUCUGACUUAUUCAUGCUUUAUAACAGCCUGAAAUAGGUUCUUCCUGAAAAAUAUAGAAGCAUUUCUCAACAAA
This is a messenger RNA of Vicia villosa (hairy vetch), 3978 nucleotides long. Its product is annotated as putative disease resistance RPP13-like protein 1. Lineage: Eukaryota; Viridiplantae; Streptophyta; Magnoliopsida; Fabales; Fabaceae. Bases 262 to 3615 code for a protein of 1117 amino acids. Gene Ontology annotation, molecular function: ADP binding. Gene Ontology annotation, biological process: defense response to other organism. The transcript has 4 exons. The record is from RefSeq and is a predicted model, not a curated record.